Molecule: messenger RNA, 2532 nt
Organism: Amphiprion ocellaris (clown anemonefish)
Lineage: Eukaryota; Metazoa; Chordata; Actinopteri; Pomacentridae
Product: UPF0606 protein KIAA1549-like
Source: RefSeq, a predicted model, not a curated record
AUGGGGGCGUGGCCUCACAGUGACAUCACCCAGGGGAGGAGUGGCCUCACCUGUUGUUCUCAGGUGGUCCGGGUGUCCCGGUUGUCCGGAGCAGAGCGUCCCCUGGAGGUGUUUUACUUCAUGGAGGGUCCAGAUGGAGAGAGGAUCCCGGCCGAGGUGACCGCCGCCACCCUGAACCGCCUGGACCUGCAGAGAGCCGCCAUCGUCCUUGGACACCGAGUCCAGAGACCGCUGGCCCAACCUGUGGAGACUCUUUCCGUCCCCCCGGCGGAGACCCAGAGCAGCAGCAUCUGGCUGAUCGUCGGCGUGGUCGUCCCCGUCCUGCUGGCCGUCUUCAUCAUCAUCAUCCUCUACUGGAAGCUGUGCGGCUCCGAGAAGCUCGAGUUCCAGCCGGACGCCAUCAACACCAUCCAGCAGCGGCAGAAGGUCAGGUCAUCAGGAGACGGGUUCACCUCACCUAUCAGGUAUGAAACCAACCUGCCGGCUCAAAUGUCUGUCUUCUUUCAGCUUCAGGCUCCCAGCGUCAAAGGCUUCGACUUCGCCAAGCUUCACCUGGGGCAGCACAGCAAAGACGACAUCAUGGUGAUCCAGGAGCCUGGCCCCCUACCUGCACCCGUCAAAGAGGCCACGCCCUCUGACGCCGGAGAUCUCAACACCCCAAAGUCCAAAGGGUCGUCCACCAAGGUGGCCCGGUCGAGCCGCCGCAGGGACAGGCUCAGCCCGUCAGACCGCGACUCGUUAGGAAGCGACCAAUCCAGCGGCAGGGAGUCGGCGGAAGAGAGCACCAGACCUGUGGCCACGCCCAGUGACGCGAAACAGCACAGAAAGACGUCCAAAAAUGGGAGGAACAAGAUGGCCGGUCCAGCUGGUAGCGGUCCAGACGAACUCCUGUCCUCGUCCUCCAUCUUUGACCAUGUCGACCGUCUGUCCCGUGGUUCCUCCGAUGGCACCCGUCAUCAGGCCAACAAGGUGCAGCUCAUUGCCAUGCAGCCGCGACCCAGUCCACCGCCGCUACACCCCUCUCUGCAGCCGAGCCCCUCGCUGACCGAGAAGGUCAACACCGAGGUGGCGCUGCGGCACAAGUCAGAGAUCGAGCAUCACAGGAACAAACUGCGACAGCGAGCCAAGCGGCGGGGCCAGUGCGAGUUCCCCUCCAUGGACGACAUCAUGGAUGCGUUUGGAGAUGGACCGGUCCAAAGCGAGGUGGCACAGCGACUCUAUAGCUCUGCCCAUGACCACAUGGACUGCAUCCUGCAAGCCGACGCCCCCUCGCCCACCCCCACCGACUCCAGGAAAAGAGGGAGGUGCUCUCCUCGGGGUCGGCGGGCUCAACCAGGACCUGGAAGUCUUCCUGAUACAGACCGAGACCGGCUGCUGACGGACCAGAGCGCCACCUACAGAAAGUACCCAGGAUUCAACAACGUGGCCUACAUGUCGGACCCCGCUGCCCCCGACCAUGGCAGCCCCUCCCCCACUGAUGAGGUGUGACCCCCCCCAGCCCCUCCCCCCUACAUGCCCCCCCAGCCCUCCAUUGAAGAGGCUCGGCAGCAGAUGCGCUCUCUCCUGGACGACGCCUUCGCCCUGGUAUCGCCGUCCUCACAGGGCAGCACCGGGGUGAGCGGGGUAAGCCCUGCCCUGCCCAGCCCUUCCCCUCAGCAGGCCCCCGGCCGGCAGUGGGGCUCUUACCCAGCAGCCCCCUCUCACAGCCCCUUUUCUGCAAGAUAUGCGGAGCUGGGGAUGUCGCCCUCAUUGGUCCAGGGUCUGCUGCAGAGGCAGGGCCUGAGCUCUGGAGUGUAUGUUUCUACUGGAGACCAGCUGCAGGAUUCAGUUUACUCCAGCAGAGGGCAGUACGAGGACCCUCCCUCCUCCUCCAGACCACGACCUGUAGGGGGGAGCACAGGUGCACAGCUCCACCACCUGACCCAGGUGGGCCUGUCCAGUCAGAUUGGUGCGUAUCCUGGGGUGGGUCGCAGCAUGUCUGGGCCCACCGGCUCCAGCUGGAACCAGCAGCACUCAGACCAGGACCUGUCCAGACCGGGAGCCAGCAGAGAAAGCGUGCUGUCCUUUCCUGAGUUCUCCUCUUCCUCAGUUUUCCAGAUGCCCAGCUCCUCGUUGCGGGAUCCGUCAGCUCCACCUCUCCUCCUGACCUCACCGACUCCCGAGUAUCCGCCGGAUGAUGCCUCGCCGUCCGCCCACACCUCCGCCUCCCUUAUAAAGGCUAUCAGGGAGGAGCUGCGACGUCUGGCCCAGAAACAGGCUGCAGUGACCAGCUACCCUUAGACUGGUUUGAACCUCUUUGGAUCAGGACUCAGCUGGUUUCAAACCUUUUAAACCACUCAGAGCCUGCAAAGACUGGAUUAAAACCCUAGAACUAACUAAUGUACACUCUAGACUGUCUCUGUGCCGCUAAGCCCAAAAUAACUCUGAACCACGAUUCAUGUCUGAAAACAAGGACAGUGUCUCCUGAAGACCUCCGGUACUUUACAGGGUCCCGUCUUUCUGUUUGUCGAUCCAUCAUCCCCCCCCCAACUC